This is a messenger RNA of Paramisgurnus dabryanus, 2336 nucleotides long. The record is from RefSeq and is a predicted model, not a curated record. NCBI's taxonomy places the organism in Eukaryota, Metazoa, Chordata, Actinopteri, Cypriniformes, Cobitidae.
UGAUGGAAGUGAAAGAGGAGAGUCAAGCUGAAGUGGAUGAGAAACAUCAGAUUGUGAAAAUAAACCAUAAUGUUUCACAGAAAGAAACUCUGAAGACAGAAGACAUAAAGUGUGAAAAUAGAUUCAGUGAAGAUGAACGCCCUGCAGGUCACAAGAGGACUCACAGUGAGGAGAAACCUUACUGGCACAAGAAAGCUCACAUGGUGGGAAAGCAACACGUGUGCCAGCAUUGUAACAAGAGUUUCCCAGAUACAACUAAACUUAAGAUACACAUUAUGUCUCACACUGGAGAGAAACCUUUCACAUGUCAUCUGUGUGGAAAGAGUUUCAGAACAAAUACUACCCUUAAAAUACACAUCAGGAUUCACACUGGAGAGAAACCACACGUGUGCCAUCAGUGUGGAAAGAGUUUUAUAACUGCAGGUGAACUUAGGAAACACAUGAGGACUCACACUGGAGAGAAACCUUUCACAUGUCAACAAUGUGGAAAGAGUUUCAGAAGAAAAGAGAGCCUUAACUUACAUGUGAGGAUUCACACUGGACAGAAACCAUUUACGUGCCAUCAGUGUGGAACGAGUUUCAGAAGAAAAGCUCACCUUAAAACACAUGUGAUGAUUCACACUGGAGAGAAACCAUUCAAGUGCCACCAGUGUGGAAAGAGUUACACCUUUAAGACAAGCCUUAUCCGGCACUUGAUAGCUCACAGUGGGGAAAAGCCACACGCGUGCCAUCACUGUGACAAGAGUUUCACAUUUACAAGUGGACUUAAGAUACACAUGAGGAUUCACACUGGAGAUAAAGCACAUGUGUGCCAUCAGUGUGGAAAGAGUUUUGAAACUGCAAGUAACCUUAACAGACAUUUGAGAAUUCACACCGGAGAGAAACCUUUCACGUGUCAACAGUGUGGAAAGAGUUUCACCUUUCAGUCAAACCUUAACCGCCACAUGAAAACUCACACUGGAGAGAAACCACAUGUGUGCCAUCAGUGUGGAAAGAGUUUUGCAACUGCAAGUUUCCUUAACAGACAUUUAAAAAUUCACACCGGAGAGAAACCUUUCACGUGUCAACAGUGUGGAAAGAGUUUCAUCUUUCCAUCGAACCUUAAACGCCACAUGAAAACUCACAGUGGGGAAAAGCCACACACGUGCCAUCACUGUGACAAGAGUUUCCCAGAUAGAAGUCAACUUAAGAUACACACGAGGACUCACACUGGAGAGAAACCUUACACUUGUCACAACUGUGGAAAGAGUUUCUCUGUUGAAAGUAACCUUAAGGUACACACAAGGAUUCACACUGGAGAGAAACCGUUCACAUGCCAUGAGUGUAAAAAGAGUUUCAAAGCAAAAGCUAACCUAAACUCACACAUAAGAAUCCACACUCAAUAGAAACCAUUCAUGUGUCAACAGUGUGGAUAUGGCAACAAAGUUUAUAAAUCAGCUGAGGUCUUAUUAAUAAAACUGUCUUGAGGAUCCUUUCUAAAAGUCUACAUACGCAAAAAGCACAAAAUGGUGUACAGCAAAAAAGAUUCAAGCCGUUUCUCAAUCUGCGUUCUUGUCUGUACUUGUCUUCUUCUGGACUUGUGAAAUGUCAUCAGUCGCGGCCCAAGUACUGCUCAAAUUCCAAGUUUACGUAACAUCUCAAGAUGUGUUCUUGAUCCGCUCAUUUUAUUAAGGAUGCAUCAGAAGGUGACUUGUGUGGACUUGCGACAGCCAAGUUUCCCUGUAUGCAUUUUGCGUCAGUGGCAAUAAAGCUUAAAACCUGCACAAUAUAUGAAAUACUGCUCUUUCUGUGUCAUAAAAUGUAGCUGUUUAGUCAAGAAUAUAGCUGAAUGAACUUCAAAUCUGUGGUCAGUUAGUAAAGAUAGGACCUAAUAUUAAAAUUUCCUCUGACAAUUUUGGAUAUGUGAGUUCAAGUUGAUCAGCGGGCAGUCAGUGCCGUGUACUCCGCCGAGGGCAGAUUCAUCUCUGCAAGUCCUUCUGAAAUGUGCCGCUGUCUCAUUGCAGCUGCUCUGCGUUUCAGUGUCUGAUGGUCAAACAUGAAAUAUUCUCUUUGGAUAUAUCUAACUGGCAUUUUUCUGUCUCGGUAAUUUAUUUCUCUUUAUUAUUCAUAUGAAGUCUGUUUUUGUUAUUAUUGUUUUAACCUAUGUUAAAGUUAAGUUUCAUAACUUAAAUCACACAUUUUCUAUAGAAUCUUGACACUGAAUCACUGCCUUUGUACUUAAGAUUUGUUUCUUGUUUACUUCAUGUUGUACAAAAGGUUUGUAGUUUUAUAAUAAAUGGUUGUGUUUUAUAUCAUAUUUCAUUUUGUAAUAAAUACAUUAAUCAGUGUGCGUGUUA